GCUCCGCGGUCUCAGGUGGGGUCACCCGGCCCGCCCCGCUGGCCCCGGCCGCGUCUGGCCGCUUGUCCUCCGCUCCUCGCGCGCGGCGGCUAGGCAACUUUUGACGUUUUUCAGUGGGGACGCGCACGAGCACGUCUGGGCCGACGGCUGCGGCGGCAGCCGACCCUCGAGGGGCCCUCAGUCGCGCCCCGGUGCUCCCGCCGCCCCGGGUCCGGUGGCCACGAGGCCCCGCCGCGUCCUCCCGCGCUCUCCGGUCCGGCGGCUGCAGCCAUGUCGCGGGGGCCCGAGGAGGUGAACCGGCUCACCGAGAACACCUACCGGAAUGUUAUGGAACAGUUAAUCCGGGGCUACGAAAUUUAAUAAACCUAGGAAAAAAUUAUGAAAAGCUGUUAAUGCUAUGAUCCUUGCAGGAAAAGCCUACUAUGAUGGAGUGGCCAAGAUCGGGGAAAUUGCCACCGGGUCUCCAGUGUCGACUGAGCUGGGCCACGUCCUCAUAGAUUCAAGCACCCACAAGAAGCUCAAUGAGACUCUUGAUGAGAAUUUCAAAAAAUUCCAUAAGGACAUUAUCCAUGAGCUGGAGAAGAAAACGGAACUGGAUGUAAAAUAUAUGAACGCAACUCUUAAAAGAUACCAAGCAGAACACAGGAAUAAACUAGAUUCUUUGGAGAAAUCUCAAGCUGAGUUGAAGAAGAUCAGAAGGAAAAGUCAAGGAGGACGAAACGCCCUAAAGUACGAACACAAAGAAAUUGAGUAUAUAGAGACUGUUACUUCUCGCCAGAGUGAAAUCCAGAAAUUCAUUGCAGAUGGCUAAGAAGCUCUGCUUGAAGAGAAAAGGCGCUUCUGCUUUCUGGUGGAACACUGCAGCUUUGCAAAUCACAUACACUAUUAUCACUUACAGGCUGCAGAAUUACUUAAUUCCAAACUGCCCAGGUGGCAGGAAACCUGUUGCGAUGCCACCAAAGUGCCAGAGAAAAUCAUGAACAUGAUAGAAGAAAUAAAGACUCCAAUCUCUACCCCUGUGUCUGGGACACCCCAGCCAUCACCCAUGAUUGAAAGAAGCAACAUGAUUGGGAAAGAUUACGACACCCUUUCUUCAAAGAUGCCCCCAGCUCCUUCGGCCAGAGCAUAUACCAGUCCUCUGAUUGAUAUGUUCAAUAACCCAGCAACAGUUGCACAGAAUUCAGAAAGGAUAAAUAAUUCAACAGAUGCCUCAGAAGAUGCCAGUUUACAGCGUUCUGUUUCAGUCGCAUCUGGACUGAACCUGAUGAAAAAACACAAAGUAAAGACCAUCUUCCCUCACACUGCUGGUACCAACAAGACCCUGCUCAGCUUUGCACAGGGAGAUGUCAUCACACUGCUCAUCCCUGAGGAGAAGGACGGCUGGCUCUAUGGGGAGCACGAUGCCACCAAAGCGAGGGGUUGGUUCCCGUCAUCAUAUACAAAGUUGUUGGAAGAAAAUGCAAAGGAAUCAGUGACCAUGCCUACACCAAGCCCGGCGCCGGUGAGAAGUGUCAGCACGGUGGACCUGUCUGAGAAGAGCAGCAUGGCCAUCCCCCCUCCUGACUACCUGGAGUGCUUGUCCGCUGGAGCAGCUGCUGAUAAGAGAGCCGAUGUUGCCAAAAACACUUCCACCUUCAGAGUGCUGGCCUCCACACCAGAAGCCGCAUCUCCUAGUGAUGCGAACGGGACUGCAAAGCCGCCCUUUCUCAGUGGAGAAAAUCCCUUUGCUACUGUGAAACUUCGACCUACGGUGACAAAUGAUCGAUCCGCACCAAUCAUUCGAUGAAGAGACCCAGGACCCUCCCGGUUCCUCUGGUGUUAAGUUCUCACUGCACAACGAUAGGUAUAUUGUCUGACAAGUGCUGGGACUCACAGGCUUCACCCAAGGGUGCCUGAUUUCCAAUGUAUCCCACUCGAGCAAAUCGAUGCAUUUUCUCAAUUAGUUUUAGCAUAGUUGGGUUUACACAUUUCUGUCUUUAAGAUAAGUGAAUAAUAGUUUAGUGACCAGCUCAAUCAUUUGAAGUAUUUUCUUCCUAUUCUGUUAAAAAAAAAAAAAAAAAGUAAAUUUGGUUCCGAUCCUUACUACAUCUUUAAUAUUCUAUGAUUAAAAAAAAAAAAAAAAAUGCCAGAAUAAGGGAUAGUCUAUGCUUUCAUGGUUGGCUUUCUGCACCUGAAUGCGAA
Sciurus carolinensis (gray squirrel) is the source of this 2181-nucleotide messenger RNA. RefSeq names its product BAR/IMD domain containing adaptor protein 2 like 1 (gene Baiap2l1). Gene Ontology annotation, molecular function: protein binding. Gene Ontology annotation, cellular component: cytosol; nucleoplasm. The record is from RefSeq and is a predicted model, not a curated record. Lineage: Eukaryota; Metazoa; Chordata; Mammalia; Rodentia; Sciuridae. Gene Ontology annotation, biological process: positive regulation of actin filament polymerization; plasma membrane organization; actin filament bundle assembly.